This is a messenger RNA of Ziziphus jujuba (common jujube), 1050 nucleotides long. Its product is annotated as mediator of RNA polymerase II transcription subunit 15a. Lineage: Eukaryota; Viridiplantae; Streptophyta; Magnoliopsida; Rosales; Rhamnaceae. The record is from RefSeq and is a predicted model, not a curated record. Gene Ontology annotation, molecular function: chromatin DNA binding; transcription coactivator activity. Bases 166 to 1035 code for a protein of 289 amino acids. The transcript has 6 exons.
UUGAAAGCGUUUGAAAACGCAGCUAGGGCAUUUCAAAAAUUACCAUUCCGGCCACCAUUUUCACCGACAUUCGUCUCCCAUUCGCCGGCAUCGUCCUCAUCCAUUGUUGUGUCGGCAAGAGUCGUUCGAUUGAGAGUACCAGAGACAGAGGAGACACAACAGUUUAUGGCUCAGCAGAGCAACCUAUCAAAUAUGCAUCAGCAACAGUUGGGCCCUCAAAGUAGUGUAACUGGAUUGCAGCAACAGCAGCAGCUGCUUGGUAGCCAGACUGGGAACUCAAGCAUGCAAACUAAUCAGCACUCAAUGCACAUGCUGCAACAAUCAAAGGCUCCAGGGCAGCAACAACCUCAGCAGAGUGCAUCUACUCUGUUACCAACUCAGGGACAGCAGUCACAACCACAACAAUCACAGCAGCAAUUAUUGUCGCAGAUUCAAUCACAGGCCCCACAAAUGCAGCAGCAGUUAGGUUUGCAGCAGCAGCCAAAUCCACUACAACGGGACAUGCCACAAAGGCUUCAGCCAUCAGGUCAAGGUCCAGGAUCCUUGCUUCAACAGCAGAAUGUAAUUGAUCAGCAAAAGCAGUUAUAUCAAUCACAAAGAGCUCUUCCAGAGAUGUCAUCAACGUCUCUAGAUUCAACGGCCCAGACAGGACAUGCAAGUGGGGGUGAUUGGAAAGAGGAAGUCUAUCAAAAGAUCAAGAGCUUGAAGGACUUGUAUUUUGCUGAUAUGAAUGAAAUGUCCCAGAAAAUUGCUCUUAAAUUGCAGCAGCAUGAUUCCCUUCAACAACCCAAAACAGAGCAGGGUCACAAGGAUAAAUUGCCUUUGUAUGAGAAGCAGAUAGUAAGUUUUGUCGCUUCAAAUAGGCCCAGGAGACCUGCUUCUUCAUUGCAGCAAGGACAGCUUGACAACAAUAAUUGGAGGCCUAUUCAAAGCGGAGAACCAACAAUGGACACAAGUGAUUGGAGGUCUCAGUUGCAGCCAGAUUCACGUCAAAAAAUUAUCAACAAGAUGUAUGUGCGUUUUGAGAAAAUUUGACUUCAUAUUUUAAGG